Megachile rotundata (alfalfa leafcutting bee) is the source of this 2969-nucleotide messenger RNA. RefSeq names its product F-box only protein 21. Gene Ontology annotation, molecular function: protein binding; DNA binding. Lineage: Eukaryota; Metazoa; Arthropoda; Insecta; Hymenoptera; Megachilidae. The record is from RefSeq and is a predicted model, not a curated record.
UGAACUGUAGCUUCUAUCAAGAAUAAGAACAUCAAAAAGCUACUGACGUGAUGUUAAGUCAGUAGCGACAAUACGAUGACAGAUAGAGAGUGAAGAAGUGUUUUGCUGCAUUAUAGAAUCGCAUGUACACAUUUGUUCUAUAAUUUAAUUUGAUCACAAAGGUAUAAAUUGUAAGAAAUGGCAUGUGACGCAAUGACAUCAUUACCUGAAGAGAUUGUCGUGUAUAUUUUGGAAGAUAAACGGCUUAACUUCUUGGAUGUGAUUAAUUUCAGUUUGUCAUGCAAACACUUGCACAAAAUUGUCAACGACAGUAACAAACUUUGGAAGAAUAAAUUUUUUCAAAGAUGGCCACUUCUAAAAGAAGCAUAUCAAGAAAACAAAAAAUUAGAGAAUCAACAAUUGAUUUGGAAAGAAGAAAUAAAAGUUAGUCUAAAUACUAGGAAGAAGUUAAUGUAUCAUUUAUCUAUGAUGUCCAGUAAACAUUAUUGGAAGCAGGAAUUAUCUGACAUUGAAUUUAAAGAGUUUGUUCCUUUAUUUCGCCCGGAAGAAGGUGCUCAUCCAUUAGGCUAUUAUUAUCUUAUGGAUGAACUCAUGAAUUUGAUCAAAUAUCCUGCUAAAGCAAGCAAUUUAACACAUAGAUAUUAUGCUCUUAAAGUUAUUCGAUAUUUGAAACAAACUCACUUAAAAAAUGAGUGGCAGAAAUUUAUAUCUUUACCAAGAAAUGAACAAACAUUAGAACGUGGUGCAACUAUUGUAGCACAGUGGAGCCAGCCUGAAAAGGAUUUGUCAUACUCAUCAAUAUCAUCGGCUUUAGAUAAUAUUGCGGAGCAAACCAAAGAACUACUCAAAGAGCAAUAUCCAAGUCAUACUAUAUUUUCAACUCCAGCAGAACAAUUUAAUUAUUGGAAGAAUCAUAUUAUAGAUGACAAUCAGUGGAGCAUUUCAGAAACAAAACAAGUAACAGAUGCACUUUGUGAAGUAUUAUUCAAAAAAUUAGGAUUUUAUGGAAAUAGUGAGAUGUACUAUUUAUUAGAAACAUCAUUUAUAGAUUGUGUUUUAGAAGAAAAACGUGGAAUUCCUAUAACUUUAGCAAUAGUGUUUGAAAGUGUUGCUCGAAGACUUGGUAUACGUUGUGAACCUGUUAGUUUCCCAUCACAUUUUUUGUUACGAUGGAAGGAAACAUAUGGCCCAAAUGCAAGGAAUACAGAAAACUUUUAUAUUGAUGUUUUUAAUGGUGGCGAAUUUCUAACUAAGAGAGAUUGUCCUAGAAUUGGUGUUUCUAGAUGCCCAAUAGAAAAAUACAAUAUCCAUGAACCAGCAACUGCUGUAGAGGUGAUAACGCGAAUGGCAAGCAAUAUAGAAAUAGCUGCUAGACAACAUACUCGUAUAAAUAGGAGAACUGCAAGACUUCGUUCGGCUCUUGAACUUCGAUACAUGAUAGAACCAAGUGAUGCAGAUAUAAUUUUGCAGUUAGGUCGUAUAUAUCUGUUACAGCAUAUGGAUUUAACUGAAUUAGUAAAAAUAUUAGAGAACAUGCAAAAGGAUUUAGAAUUGACAUCAAGAGGACAAGCAAGUAUUAUUUCACAGACAUUUAAAACACUUCAGGAAUAUCAAAAAAAUUUACAAUUGAAGAAAGAAAUAGAACCCAAGGAAAGAGUACCAGAAGUAAAAUACGCGAUAGGGCUAAUAAUGGAGCAUAAAAUACUUAGAUACUUGUGUGUAAUAACAGGAUGGGAUACACGUUGUAUGGCAUCUACAGAGUGGAUGAAUGAAAUGAAUGUAGAUGAACUAACUCACGGUGCAGAUCAACCGUUUUAUAAUGUUUUUGUAAAUGAUGGAUCGUGUCAUUAUGUAGCCCAAGAAAAUUUGCAACUAGCCUCGAAUCCGGAUUGGAUAAGUCAUCAUGCAAUUGGAAGGUAUUUUUGCAAAUUUAAUAAUACUCAUUAUGUACCAAAUGAAGAAAAAGCGAGUGAGUAUCCAGGCGAUGAAAAAGUUCGCGAUGAAUUACUUGCUGCUCACAUGCAAAGUAAUGUGUAACAUUAAUAAUUUAUUUUUCUAACUGAAAUAUAAGAUAAUAAUUAUUCUUUCUCCACUACAUAUUCCAUGCAUACUGUUAGAAAUCAUAUUUCUACAAAAAAGAACAAAGUUUUGUUUUUUAUAAAAACAUUAACAAUUUUACUUUUUUUUUAAUAUUAUGAAUAGAAUUUGCUUAGAUACUUUUAGUAAGUUUUAUACACUUAUUGUAAAUAGGAGAAUCAGAGAGUGCAAAAUUUUCUUUUUUUAAUACUGAAUUAGAUGUAAAAUUGUAUAUACGAAAAACUUAGUAAGUUAUAUACAUAUGUAAACAUACGAAUUUUGGAUUAUGUAAUAUCAUUAAAUAUGUAAAUGCAUUCAUACUAUUGCUUAGCGAUAACACUUAUCUUCUAUUAGUGCUGCACGAAGAUCCGAAAAAUAUACAAUAACUUUUAACUCUUAAAUCAAUUCGUAUGCGAUAUAAAUAUGUAUUAAACGUACUGUUACUUAUAAUAAGAGUAAAAAGUAAUUUAUGUUUUUACAAUACUUUGUUAAGUACUAUGCAAAUUAAAUAAACAUCAGUUGCUGAGCUACAAAUAGUAAUUAAAUUGUACUUUUCGAUACAGUGUCGAAAUAUGUAAAUUAUUAACGAGUAAUGUACAACGUGAUUUGAAAUAGUGUUAAAGUUAAUUAAGAUUUAAGUGUAUAACGGAUAGAACGAUAAAGGAUAUUUACUUAGUUGUGCACUUUAUUUUAUUUUUCUGUCAUGGGCUGUGCUCAUUUUAUGUAGGUAUAUUUGCAAUCAACCACAUAAGAACAAUACAAAAUUUGUUGUCACUAUACUUGUAAUACCAUAACCAUUGAAAAAAUAAAACAUUGAGUAUUUAGAUACUAUACAAUAUAUUAAUAUUUUAGUCUAAAUAAACUUGAUUUUUUUUGAAAGUGUAAUAUACACG